Molecule: messenger RNA, 8527 nt
Organism: Xyrichtys novacula (pearly razorfish)
Lineage: Eukaryota; Metazoa; Chordata; Actinopteri; Labriformes; Labridae
Source: the annotation of a GenBank genome assembly
AACCUUUGGGAAACACUGGAAAUAAAAGGUAAAAAUGGUCAAAAGAAAGAGUAAAACCUGAUCAACUAAAACAAGAAAAUUAAAUUUAAUGAAAAGUAUGAGCUCUUUACCAUGUAAAAGAGAUAACAGAAGUAAAAACCUAUGAUGGGAAUUAAGAAAAAGACUAAGAACAGAGAUAAUUCAUAAAAUGACAUAAAAUAAACAUUAAGAACUUUGAUUAAAAUGAACAUUUGCAAUAAGAGAAAUAUAAAAAGGCAGUUCGUUAAAAGCCUGGUUAAAAAGCCUCUUCUUAAAAACAUCAACAGUCUCUGCGGCCCUGAGGCUGUUUACACAUUAUAAUAUUAGGCGAUAUAUAAUUUAUUUUAUAUAAAUCUGAACAAAUCAAUGGUCCCUGAUCUUAGAGCAGCUUUUAGAGAAUAACAAAUAUUCUUGCAUGGCCAUAGUUGGCUCCCGCAGCAGCGUUUGUAUUAAGUAUCAAGUGCAGGCCAAUAUUUAGCCUGCCAGCCUCAGAGCGAGUCAAUGAAAGUUACAGACCGAUGAAUUUGCUGGAUUGAGUGUGAAGUGAUUUAUUUUGGUUGCAUAACCCACACGAGUGCUCCAGACUUUUACAAUCAUUCAUAUUUUGGAAAUUACGCAGCAGUGCCUGGAAACCAAGGCAAAGCGACAGUCAGGAAGUGUGAAAAAAAAUCCUUUCCUCUUCCUCCUCUGCAAGCUUUCCUGAACCAUAGAGGGAGAAAGGGAGAGAGAGAGAGAGAGUCCUCUUUCUCUCUCCACAUUUUUUAUCUCUCACCUCUCUAUCUCUAUAAUGCGUGUCUCUUUGCACAAUGUUUUCACACCGUGCUCUGUGUCUGUUUCCUCUGAAAUGUUUGCUUUACUGGAGAUUAGGAUGUUUUGUUCUAGUUGUGAUGAGGUUCAGCAGCCUCAUGGGUGCUCAAUAAACUUCACUUCACACCAGAUCAACAAGUUGGAUGGUGAAAGAAAAGGAAAAUCUGAGUUGUCUUUAAAAACACACACAGAGAGUUUUGGGUGGUUUGAGGUGAACCAUUAGUCUGUUUCUGUUUACUUGCUUCAUUUUCUCCAAUGAGGUGUUUUUCCCAGCACUCAGUCACUGUAUGUGUGUGUGUGAAAGAGAGAGAGAGUGAAAGAGAGAGUGAGAGAUCCAUUCUUUUUUUAAUACAGAGAGCAUGAUACUGCACAAAGACUCCAUUCAUCCCAUUUUAAUGACAUUACUAUAGUAUGUGGAGUGGCAUUUUGCUAAAUUUGGUAAAAACUGGAAAACACAUGAAAGAUACAUGCAAAAAUUCACGUUUUUUACUCCAAUAAUCAGGUUGUACGUGUAGAGUUGCAAGGAGUCACUAAAAGGAACAAAACUGAGACUUUUAAAGAAAAAAUCUUGGACUGUCUCACUUUUUCUUCCCUCAGACAGACGCCAUAUGCACGCCUCCAGUAGUCGACCCACUUUAGACUGCACAGAGCCAGCUCCUCUGUCGUUUGUCUGUGUGUUUGUCUCUGGGACAGAAAAGUUCAUCUUUAGUAAGAAGUGGUUAACACUUUAAUGAAGGGAAAUCGCCCUGAACUCUGAGGUGAACAUGUAGAGAUGGAUUGUAUGAAGCUGUUGGGCACUUUUAUCGCCGUUUUUUUCCACCCAGGAUCCGCCUCUGAUAUAGUUGGUAAGAAACUUCGUGAGAAAGAAAAGUCCUUCAAAAAAGCUAAUCGGCUAAUAUAGCUUAAAGUGUAACUUCGACUGUUAAAUCUUGAUAUUAUUUAGUAUAACGGAGAAGAUAGUUUGACUUCGCAGCGCUUGCUCGACUUUGCCAUUUGUAUAGGGGGUGUUUUUUUCACAUUUACUUCAUAAGUUAAUGCAGUGAGAAGAGAGUUACAUGGUUGAGACGAUUUAUAACGUACAAUGCUGGCUUUAUUUGAUGAAAAAGUUUCUAAAAAGUGAGGCUACAGGGGGCAAAAACGCAGCAGAACAGCACGUGACAUGGUCGACAACAACAGAUUCAAACCAGAGGCUCUGAAAAGAGUUGUGAUGCUGUAUUUCAAUGUUUCCUUUUUACCUUUUAAUAUUAUUAUCAAUAAUAAAACAAACUAAUUGGCCAACUUAACGUUUGUGCAAUGUGCAAUGAAAUCUUUUUCAAAAUAAAUCCAAAUUUAGUUGCUUAAGGAGAUUUUCUCUCAGUGGAAAGUAUUUGGAAACCAAUUUUAUGUAGGGGAGAGUGGGGUAAGUUGAGCCACCCCCUGUUGCUUGGAAAUGGUCAAAGAAUCUGAUCAUGUGACCAAAUAUUAAGGAGAUGGGCAUCAAUUCAUGGAGUCUGUGAAGGUUAGAAGCACAUGGAUGAAAGGGUUAGACAUUUAUCUCCAAAAAAACAUUUUUCACUCUUGAAAGUGAAUUUAGUCAGUCAUUAGUUAUAUAGGAAUUGUUUUCAGACCAAAAAAGAUCAUGUUAAAUUUGUUUUAUACACAAAUUGUGGUAUCUAUGAGCUACAACAUGAGGUCAAAAAACUUUUAAUAAAAGUCUACCAUUUUAGCUUAGAGGACUAAUAAAGUCAUCAUAAUAGUUCUGGGGUAAGUUGAGCCAGUGACUCAACUGAGAAAGUAAAGAAGUCUGAUGAGAGGAUCAGAGUUUCAGUUCAGAUUGUUGAAAUGUGUUACUUUUUCUUUUCAAGAAUACAGCUGUGAAUGUUCUGAAUCACCAUAGGAGACCACUUUUUUCGGCAUGCUAUUAUAUUAUUAUGCUAUAUUAUGUUAUAUUUACACUCAUGCUGUUGGUUUGCAGGGAUGCACAACAUCUUGAAAUAUAUGCAGAUACACUAGUUAGAGACAAAACUAUGAUUGGCUUGCUGUAGUGAUCCGAAAUAUGAAAAAUGGCUCAUCUUACCCCACUCUCCCCUAUUUUUUAUUUUCAUGAAAUGUUAACAGUAGCCAAGGUUGACUGCUUAAUAAGAACAUAAUUUUUGUCAUUCCUCCAAUAAAUAGAUAAAAAAAAACCUAUGUCUUAGAUCAAAAGCUUUAACUGGGCAUGCAGUCUAGGGAAAUGCACCAACUAGCUGUAACAUUAUGAACACUUAGGCAAUUUAAUGCAACCCAAUAAAACUGCUUUACCAUCAAUUCAACUUUCACAAAGCUUCUGCAUUUUAAAUGCUUGUCUACAUUGUCAGACAGGUAAUAAUUUCUCUUUUAUUCAAUUGUUAAGGCUGUAAUGGGUGUGAAGGUGUACAAGGAAGAUGUUCCUAAUAUCUUCUCCCCUCAUAUUUGUUGAAGAAGUGGACAAAAUAUAAGGAACACAUUUCAAUAGAACACACUCCAGUCCACCACCUUCUAUGAUUUCCAAUUAUAAAUACAACAAUCACAAAAAAACAGGAGGUUAAGAAGCUUCAUGAAAGUAGAGAUUAUAGUAGAGCUGUUGUAUUAAAUUGCAUAAUGUAAUGUUAUCAUGCCAUGAUCCUUUCAACUGAGGAUGUGGGCGAUUUUACCAGAGACGGACAGCAUUAUCAAGAGAUGUUUUAGGCCAAAAACUCAUUUUCGUCAAAAAAUGACUCAGGCCAUUUUUUUCAUAGGGUGACGAUAUAUAUAAGGUCUACAGCCAUUGUGCCUUAAAGAGGUAUUGGGAAAAUUCUUAUCUUAUUAGUGAAUGUUGUUUAUUACGCCACCUUAAAAAACCUGCAUUUUGCAGAUGUUUUCAGUCACACUCUGAAAAAUGUUUUUUGGGACAAAGCUACAAACAAAUUGUCUCUUUUGAAAGAAAAAUUAAGACUAGACUGUUGCUGCCAUGUGUUUAUUUUCCUACAGGAAAAUUAGAGGAGCUUUUGACAAAGCAAUGCAAUGUAAACUUAAUGGUUCCUUUUUACUUUUCGAUGCUCUGAUUGUAAGAAUCAUUUGUGCUUCGUGGUUGCUACAGUUCUGAGAAAACUAAAAACCUCUGCUCUCCUCGUCUUGUUAUCGCUCUGGUGAUGUCUCUGGUGUCCAGCCCAAAGGAUCUGCAGACACGGCACACAGCGCCCAUGCUACAAGGUGUCCUACAUUCAGGAUAGCAGGCGGAGGCUGACCUUUGAGGAUGCCAGGCAGGCCUGCAGGCUGGAUGGCGGGGAUCUGCUCAGCAUUGAAACAGAGAGUGAGCAGCAGCUGAUGGAGAGGUUUAUAAAAAGGCUGAAGCCUGGAGAUGGAGACUUCUGGAUUGGACUCCGCCGCAGCCCUCAAUACCACAGAGCAGGGACUGCAAGCCCAGGCUGCCCGUCACAGUACUACUGGCUGGAUGGAAGCAAGGCCAAGUUCAGGUCUUUCCAAGUAUUUUGUCUAUAUUUGACUCUUUCAAAGCUGAAAAUGGUAUAAAGAAGGGUUUCAUUUGAAGAAAUGGGCUGUUGUUGUAUUUCAGAGAUUGAAUAUCUUAAUUUCUUCACAAAAAUUUGGGAAAAUUGAAAAACUCAUAUAAAACAUACAAUUGUGUAUAUAUAUUUUUUUGCUUUAGAAACUGGCAUUGGGAUGAGCCAUCGUGUGGAAGUGAAAUGUGUGCAGUUCUGUACCACCAGCCCUCUGCACCACCUGAUGAAGGUCAUUUCCUGUUCCAGUGGAAUGACGAUAACUGCAACUCCAAAAACAACUUUGUCUGCAAAUACCCAGAAGGUGAGCCAGGAAAUCUCAGAGACUAUGUAAUACCAGAAAUUGAAUGACAUCUGGAGCUAUUUACUUUGUUUUGAGUAAAAAACGAUCUUGUCCGUGUAGAAUGACUCAUGUCACAAGUGAGCGAUAACUUGUUUCCGUUGUGGAAAUCAUUUCAUUACACAUCCUAAAAGCUCUGUAGGUCUUAUAACCUCCCAAAGAAAAAAUAAGGAGCAGCUCGCAAUUGAAAUGAAAUGUGAGAUUUUCAUGCAAAGAGGUUAUGAGACUGUUUUUUCUUGUUCAAGAGGAAAACAGUACCUUUAUUUAUUUUCUCUUUUUUAAGUAAAGUAGAGCAGAAAUAAUAACAAAACUGAAAAUCUACAAAAAACAGUUAUAUUUUAGAAAUAUUACAUGGCUGUAUGAUGACACUACCCACCUGUUUUUACUGUAUUUGCAGACAAAGCACCAGUAUUUACCAAGGAUGAGAACAAAGCACGUGCAGGUACAACAUACACAUGAGCACUGCCUUCGACCUGUACAUUAAUGUGUUCGAAUUGAUCAUUGCACCUAUAUGUACUUCAAGAAAGCUGGACUUCUAUUAACACCACUUCACUGUAUUGAUUGCAUUAUUUUCAUUUAAUAGCUUUUGCACAUACAAGGUUUUUCCUAGGUUGUUCACUUCAUUUAUUCUAUUAGUGAUAUGACAUUGCCUAAGAACAGGGACCUCAAAAGGAAUCAAGUAUAGAUUAACAACACAUAAGGCAUAAUAUAAAAACUAUAAUAUAAGAUGACUUCAGCUGUCUAAAUCAUACAUCACAUAUUUUCUCUAUUGUUUAUGUUGUUUAAACUCUGUCUAAAGCAUUUUUUGUUUGUAAUGUUUGUGUAAUAUUUUCUUAUCAUGUUCAUCUGAUGGGUUUGAUGUUUUCUGAUUGCUCCAGUUCCAUCUCUGAGGCCAGCCAUACUCUCAACUACAGAAAGUGAUGAGAAGCUAAAAUUAGGACUACCUAAGUCUUCAGGUAAGACAAGAGGAACAGAAAAAAACAGAAGUAAACCAAAAAUAAUAUCUUAAAGAAUGAAAUCAAGAGUAAGUUAUGCCAAGUGAUAUUCUUUCCUUUACAGUGUCCAUCUCAGACAACACGCUCUAUAUCUCCUACAUCCUUUAUGCAACUAUUCCCGCUUUACUCUUGCUGCUGAUUGCAGUUGCUGGCUUCUUCUGCUACAAACAGCAUGCUAAAAGGUAAAAAAGACAACUGCACUACAUGUUUGAAUGUUAGAGAUGGAGCAUUUUGUCUCAGGAUAUACAGUAUGCUUUUUUUUGCAGAUAAGUCAUAAUUUAUUUGUGAAAUGCUGUAUUUUAAUGACUCACUUAUUAAUUCAGAUUUAGCUAAUAAGGUGGUCACUUCCCUGAUAUACACGUCCCCUCAUAAAUCAAAUACCGAUGACCUUGCUGUGCUUUUCGUUGUUGUUUUGUUCAUAUUCAGGAGGAAAACAGUCGUAGACAGCUACCUCGGCAGAUCAGAACCAUGGAUGUCUCCAUCAACACCAUCACCCUGCCCUAUACAAGGACCUUAUGCAUUCAGUGACAUUACCAAACUGCCUCACACUUCUCUGGACAGAAGCAUGCCUACAAGCAUCAUAACAAAGUAUAACCUUGCUCUAUGUCAGGACUACCAGUGUGAGGAUUAUGAGAAUGUGGCGUGUACACACAGGGAGAGUGGCUUUGUGACUAAUGACAUUUAUGAGACCUGCAAAGCUCAGGCUGGGUGGGUGGAAAAUGAGAUCUAUGGAUAGUACUGCUGGUCUCUGUGAGUGUCCUUUAAUCUCAAACCAGCUACUAAACACAAUCAGAGGACAGAGGGAAGGAAGAUGUUUUUCCAUCUCUUCAUCCUUGUACAGCAAUUGAUUACUAAACGCGUGGACUCGUAUUCCUCCAGAACUGCAUUCAACAUUCAUACUGCAAGUCAGACUAACUUUUAACCAAUCAUAGCUCUAAAGCCACUUAGGCAACAAGAAGACCAGGACCACUUGUACUUCUUUGUAAUUUAACACUACAUUACAUGGGCUACAUCUGUCUUCAAGUGUUUCAAGUAUUAUACCGUAUUAACAAUUAAAGACACUUUCAGUUUGCUGCUUUGUUUGGCUGACCUGUUAGACUGAACGGCUAAAUGUUGACCUCAUUCACCGUCCUUGUUUUGUCAAUUAUCAUGCUAACAUUUGCUUAUUUGCACCAGAGUAACAUUUAAAGUUAAAACUGAUUGGAAUUAUAUUUGCUUUGUUUUUUUGCAUCAACCAAAUAUCAAGUCAAUACAAAGAUAAAUAAGCGUGUUCACCGUGAGUUUGAAUAUAAAGUAGCCUAAAGCUCAGACUGAUGUGAAUGAAACGAUAUAUUGUUUUAGGUACAAAUCAAAGUACUAAAGUUGAUUCUGUUUUUGCUGUUUGUUACAUUUCAUACAAUCGACUCAAAAUCCAAAAUGUAAACUUUGCGAUGAUGCUGUGUCAUACUAGAGGGUCAUAUAACUUACCAGCAGCACUGAGGCUUUGGUAUCAAAGAGGCAUUGAUGAGCUCAAAUAAGCAUUACCAAGUCAGCAGGGUUUGGCAGUGAAGCAGUGCUGAUAUAUUUGGUAUGGUAGAUUUAUCCCCUAACCCGAGGAAGAAAUGCCAGUUGUCUGGACACACGCAAAGUUACUCGUGUUAUAAACAAUACAAUGUCAGCUGUUUUCCUGUCAUGCCACCAUAUGAUACAAAAGCUCUCUGUGGGGUGUUGUCUUAUUUACAGGGCUAUUCUGCUUCCUUCAUGAAACUUGAGGAGUUGUUUUAGCUCUGUAAGGACUUUCUACUUGGAUUCUGAUGUCAGGUAACAGGACAGGACUCAUGGAAACACUGAUGACAGAACUCUGCUGACCACAGUAAACCUCAAAGCUGCGGGCUUUCCCUACUCCACCUGACUGUGUGAGAAACUCAGCUCUCCCACUGAUUUUUGGAGGAGUUCAGAACAUGCCGUGGACUCGCCCGUCAGUGUUUGUUAAUAAAAUAAUAUCCUUGCCUUGUACAUUUGGAAAGCAAGCAUGGCUGUAGAUUGUGUCUUAAAUACGCCUGUGUUAUUCCUGAGUGUCUACUGAGUGGGCUGUUGGGUCUGUGUGUUGGAAAGUUGUAGCAGGCCCAGUAAGGAGAGGCUGAGUGUGUUCUUGGAGAAUGUUACACAGGAAAUGCCAAAAGCACAUCUGGAACUCUUACAUUCAGGAAGUCUGUGUGUGACAGCAGAGGCCUCUGCAGCACUGCUCUGCCUGCCUGUUAGUAAUCCACUGCUCUGUGUUCACUGUCACUGCUUGAGCCACUGCUGGCUGUGAAUGUGAGCUGUAUCUCAAACAUGGCGUGGUUUGCUUACGAGUUCCUAUUUGCAUUUCACCUUAAACAAAAAAAAAUCCCCUUGUUUGAAUGUUUUUACAUAUAUGUACUGGUGUAUAAAGAUGUUUUUAUGUCACAUUUGAUGUGUUUGAAGGUAAAAUACCUGUGUCUUGAAGGCAACUACAACUGUAGUUUUGAAAAAUGUGUUUCAGAAGCAAGUGAAGCCUUGCUUCAAUAUUGUGAUUUCACCAACAGAUGGUGCUGUCAUGUAGCUAACCAAGAAUUCUUUGUGGCUGAAAAAAACAAAACUCUACAAUGUUUAAGUUUCAUUCUACUUAAAAAAAUAAUAAUAAUAAUAAUAAUAAUAAUAAUAAUAAUAAUAAUAAUAAAUAAAAAUAUAAUAAUUAUAAUAACUUAAUUUGUAUAGCACUUUUAAAAACAGAAGUUUACAAAGUGCUUUGACAAACAGUUGUUAAGCAUCAGCACAUGUAAAUAAAAACAAAUAAAAAGCAAAAGCUCAGUAAAAAACAAGGCCUCCGAAUUUAGGGCCAAUUUCAUUUGUCAUAAGAAACCCAGACAAUA